GUUUCUCAGUAUCUGUGAGAACUUUAUAUAUAUAUUAGAACGUCACAGUUCAAAAGAGGACUCUGAUAACAAGUUCCAUUUAAAUGCGUCCGGAAGAUAAUUACCAAGUUUACAGCAUGCAGCUUUAAUGUAUCUACAGGGGAAAAUAAAGUGUGAGGAAUAUGAUAAACACUGUGCCAAUGUGACAAACCUCUUCGGAGACAUAGACAAUCCAAAACCAAACAUCAUCAUCGCCCACCUGCUGCCAGACACCUUGUACACCUUCACCGUGUUUGCAGUCAAUGGCGCUGCACAGAACAACGGAGCAGGUGAAGCAGCCAGCACCAAUACAACCACAAACAUUACUGUUCCAUCAAACCUGAAAUCCUUCUCAGCGACAACGAUAACAAAGGACUCCAUCAACCUCACCUGGACUCCGCCAGAACCUCGUCCUGGACCCACAACCUACACCUUGGUAGUCACAGACCUCGGUUCUCGGUACUACCCACACAGUAAGACGGACUGGACUAAUGUCACACAUAUCCCAGUUCCAGGUGUUGUUCAAAACCUGAAUGUAACACCUGGUCAGGUGGCCUACAAACAACUGACCGCGAGCUGGCGAUGUCCCGAUGUCACAGAUCGUCACACUCUCAUCAGAGGCUUCCUUAUUAACACAACACUGGAGGGAUGGAGUGAGGUUGACGUCACUGGGCUCAAAGAAAAAGAAUCCCUAAUAUCUUACACCAUUGUCGACAGUCAGACUAAAAGCUGCGGUAUAGGUCUUUGUUUUUUGAAUUUAACGGACAACUGCGAUGGUAACGAAACUGUGACGAUAGUGGUGAGGCCUGAAAGCCGGCAUCUCAUUCAGGUGCUGACUGUGGGUGAGAACUUCAACAGCACAGACUGGGUGAGCGCAAAGUAUGAUGCACCUGCUGGACGGUCAGGGAAAGUACAACAUUUGAAUGUUAACUACUUGAACGAGUCUGAUGUGAGCGUGGAGUGGGGCUACCCAACGGAAACAAACGGAUUGUUACUCGGGUACGGGCUGCUGGUGUAUCAAGACCAAGUGUGUGUGCGAAGUAUCUGGUCGCCACAAUCUGGAAAAGGAUACUUUAAGGAGAAAUGCGCAGAGGGAGUGUACAAACCUAAUAAAACCUGUAAGGAAACAGAGACAAGAACCCCAGAGCCACAAAAAGAAGACAGGACAGAAGUAGCGAUCUCUGGCCUCAAACCGUAUACGUCUUACAACAUCACCGUGUUCGCCGUCAACUGCGCCAAAGACAACAACGGUGAAGGAGAACCGGAUAACAUCAACUUCGUCACCAAUAUGUCGGGUACAAGAGCUUUCAUUGUAUUUCACUUAAAUACACUUCCUGCUAUUUCUUUCAAACACUGUGUUUACGCAGGCCAGCACACAUCCAUCGACAUGUUUAUACGCACGCACAGACACAAGCUUUUGACACGCAUAUAAAAUCUAAUUAAUUUUUAUAAUACUCAAAAUAGUCUUUAAGGCU
Molecule: messenger RNA, 1493 nt
Organism: Pomacea canaliculata
Lineage: Eukaryota; Metazoa; Mollusca; Gastropoda; Architaenioglossa; Ampullariidae
Product: receptor-type tyrosine-protein phosphatase eta-like
Exons: 8
Coding region: 128-1450 (440 amino acids)
Biological process (GO): axon guidance
Cellular component (GO): neuron projection
Molecular function (GO): transmembrane-ephrin receptor activity; protein binding
Source: RefSeq, a predicted model, not a curated record